Molecule: messenger RNA, 5810 nt
Organism: Linum trigynum
Lineage: Eukaryota; Viridiplantae; Streptophyta; Magnoliopsida; Malpighiales; Linaceae
Source: the annotation of a GenBank genome assembly
UUGAUACUUGUCCCCCCAAUUUAUUCUUUGUUUAUUAUUUGAAUUAGAAAAUCUCAUUUGGUUUGUUCUAUAGGUACUGUUGUCUCUCCUAUCAUCUUUCCAUAUUUAAUUAUAUUUUUUUAUCAAAGAUUUUAGAUAAAAAUAAAUUGGUGAUAAAAUUAGUUCGUUCCUUAAUUUACAUAUUUAUAGCAGGUUCUUAGCCUGUUUAUAGGUAAGGGCUUACAUAACUAUCCAAGAAGCGAGAACAAACAAACAAGGUUUACGAAGCCACAUUAUUGCAAAGAAGGUUUAGAAGAAAAAGAAAGAACAAAGCUAGUGUGAUGGAGCUUUCUUCCUUUUUAUUUUGUCUGAAAAUGAGUCAUUCUUGUCUUCUUACUUUCUGUUUUUAUUCUUUUUCAUUGUUGUUGCUAGUGGUGGUGGUCAUGUGUGUUGUACAAUGGAUGUAGAUAUGAUCUUUGUGUAGUUGCAAUAAUUCAUAUAGUUGUUGCUUUUUCUUUGUUGCUAGUGGAGCCAACGUUCCUUCUAUAUUAAUGAAGUCUUUAGUUAGAUUUGUAAUUAGACUCCAUUCUUCUGUAGUGAACAGUGUCUUGGAAUUACUAAUGAUGACUUUGUGGUUGCUUCCAUAAUUGACCUUGAGGUUGCCCGUUGGGUUGAUGUAGUAAAUGCUUGACAUACCGAAAAUAAUGAGUUCACUUGAUAGUCCACUGGUAUUUUGAUUGUCUUCAUGAGAUCAUCCAUCGUUGGAUAAUUUCCAUUUGAGACUCCCGUUUUUAUGAGGGCCUUUGAUGGUAUAGUCAUUUCUUCUUGGCUGAAUAUUGGGUUACUGGAUGUAUACCUUAGAUAAAUCUCUCUUCAUUUGGCAAAGAAUUCAAAAUAUUUUUUCACAGUCAUCUUGAAUUUAAUAGGAAAUUCGUCGAAGAUGUUAAUCUUUUUGGUGUAGAUUGUGUCCAAUAAUCCAUAUCGAUGAAGAGCAAAAUAGUGUUGCUAGUGAAGCUUAUUCUGUCACUACUGCCUUUGGUCCACCUUUGAAUGUAGGGUAAAACCCAUGGUAAUAUGGAUUUCUCUAUAGUUUGAGAAGAUAAUUUCAACAUUUAUGGAAUUUCUGAAGAGAGGGUUUUUUAGCUUCUUACCUUUUCUUUGUGGUCUAGAUAUUUUUAUAUAGAUACCAGGAAUUCUCAUCGUCAAAUGUUGUUGUGGAGUGACCAGUUCUACUUUUUGCCUCAUGGCAAGAGUUUUGUUUGAUUCUUUGGGUGCUUGUUCUGCUUCCUCAUUAGUUGUGAAUGACUAAUGCUUGACAUUAUGCCCGAUAAUACGUUGGGAUGUUAUUGCGCAACUGGUAUAAACCCCUCGAAAUGGUUUGUCAUAAAUGACAUACCAUUUUUUUAUUUCCUUUUAUCUUCUUCAUAUUUUUUGGCCUCUUCUACCAGAUCUGCCCAUCCUGGGGAAAAAUAAUCAAGGGCUGGGGGUGAUUUGCGUGGGGAGAGAUGAGGUAUUUCAUGGUGAGGAAGGGUUUUUUUUUUUCUUUUGAUGAUGAGGGCCGCUCGGUCCUUUAAUCAUCCAAUUUUUUCCCCUUUUCACUAAUAGUAAUAAUAUAAUAAUAGGGAUUUCCUACAAUAACUUGAAGUAAGUAACUUGAAUUUUUUUACCUGCGAUAGCAGGUUUCACAGGCCGCAUUACGUAAGAUACAAUAGGCAUUACGUAAUGGUUACGUAACAUAUGGUAAUCUUACGUAACACUUGUAAAAGAUCAUUACGGAAGCCUUACGUAAUAGAAUGUGUCUUUACGUAAUGAGUAUUAACCUCGCGUUACGUAAAAUGUUAAGUCAUUACGGAAACCUUACGUAACGCUACUGAUUUAACUGUUACGUAAGAAAUAGCUGUCCUUUCGUAAUAUUUACGUAAUGGAAGGUCUUUUUACGUAAUGAGUAUGAACCUCACGUUACGUAAAGUGUUAAGUCAUUACGAAAGCCUUACGUAACGCUUCCGAUUUAAUUGUUACGUAAGAAAUAACUAUCAUUUUGUAACCUUUACGUAAUUAAUGUGUAUUUUACGCAACAGUUGUAAAAUGUCAUUACGGAAGCCUUACAUAAUGGAAGGUCUCUUUACGUAAUGAGUACUAAUGUCGUGUUGCGUAAAGAGCUAAGUCAUUACGGAAGCUUUACGUAACGCUUCCGAUUUCACUGUUACGUAAAAAAUAACUAUCAUUCUGUAACCUUUACGUAAAGGGAGGUCUCUUUACGUAAUGAGUUUUAACCUCACGUUACGUAAAGUGCUAAGUUAUUACGGAAGUCUUACGUAACGCUUCUAAUUCAAAUAAGGAAAGGAUAAAAUAAGGAAAGCAAAUAAAUGUGAAAAAGGAAAGAAAAAACUAAGAAAUGUAAGUUAAGUGGGUGGUGAUCGGCAACCCCCUAUUGCCAAUUUUUUUUCUUAUUUUUUAUUUCUUUAAUCAAUGGUUUAAAAUAAGUUUGAUCGAUUUUAACAGUUUAGAUCUAUACAAGUUUAUUAACUUGAAAUUAUACCCAAGUUACCGUAGGAGGUCCCUAUAAUAAUAAUAUUAUUAUUAAUUAAUCCACAGUUGUAACUCUUCGUACGUAACCGUCAAUCCAACCAAUCAUUUAGUAUGGUCGAACCUGAACCCAAAUGUCUGGGUGUUACGUCCAUCUUCUCUGUCAUUGAUCGUAUGGGUGAACAAAACAACCCGCAAACCGGCCCACCCGUCCUGCUCGACCCAACCCACCUGUAUUUAUCGUCAAAAUUAAAGCUUAAGGUUGGGUGAGGGUUUUCUUUUUGUACAAUUUGUCUCUAUUGGGUUGGGUCCUGAUUCUGGGUAACACAACUCGUAGAACCCGACCCAACCCGUGUUGAACUAUUGUCAUAAAUGUAUGUAUAAAAUACAUAUUUGUGUUAUAAAUAAACAUAUUUGUGAGAAAAUUAAGGUAUCUUAUCAUAUUUUCUCUUGUGGUUUCUCUAGUCCAAUACAUUCUUCAACUUAAUAUUUAGACGUAGAUUUAAUAUAAACUAUGAUUCACGUAAUCUUUUUUUUUUAGUAUACAAUUUUAGAAGAAAAACAUAUAUUAUGAAUGUGUUAGCUUAUAACUAUUUUAGCUUACUUCGACAAAUAUUUAUGAAAAAACUAGACAUAUGUUGAAGUAAUUGCAUUACAUUAAAAUCCAAACAAUAUUUAUGCAUAUUGAAACAUUUUGCCUCGAUUGAUUUAUUUAAAAUCUUAAUUAGUUAUAAUAAUAGCCUUUUUGUGUUGGGUUGGAUAUUUAAUUAAAAGUAUCUCCAACCCGAUCCAACCCAACUAUAAACAAACAAUAGGGUUUUAGUUUUUUUUUUUGUUGGGUUGGAUUUAACAUUUUCAAAAUCGUAGUAUAUGGGUCGGGUGAUUAAAAUGACCAAACUCGAACCACCCAACCCAUGUACACCCCUUGAUCAAAACACUACUUGCCAUUUGUCAAAAUACCUAAUCCACAAUUCUACAAUUAUCUCAAUAAUUCUACAAAACUCUAAAUGCAGCUGCCAACUACCCAACUACUUUUAAUAAUUAAACUAGAAAUACCCUACUCUACCUGCCAGCUAGCUUGGCCUAAACACAACCACAUGUCAAAGCUUCCCACUUAAUUCAUUAUUGUGUCCAGAGCUUUCCUUAUGGCGGUGGAGACCUUGGGAUGGCAUUAUAAAUACAAAGCCUCAUUGAGGCAUGUAAGGUAGAGUGAGCUAGAGAGCAUAGGCUCCUCUCAAGGGUUAAGGCAACAAACUUGCCUAAUCCGUUAUAGGAAAAUGUGGGCAGUGUUUGUGAUGGUAGAAGUAGAACAAUCAAGAGCAGCAUCUCUAAUGUAAAAGGCAACAAUUGCCUAGUUGCGUGAGAUAUUAUAAUUGAAAUAAUUUCCUCUAAUAUUUUCGAUCCUAAACCCACUACAUAUUUCUGCUGUACCCCCAACAAAUUUGGUAUCAGAGCCGAUACUACUUUCCUAUUCUCCUAAACCAUCCUCAUAUAUCCUACAAAAAUAAAAACCAAAGAUCAUGGCAGCAGUCCAAGCGAACGCAAUGUUCGUAAAUAUCCCCGGUUAGAUCCCAAUCUUCGAAGGUGAAUUCUACAAGUACCAGAGUGAAGAAAUGAAGACAAUCUUCAUCGCUCAAGACUUGUGGGAUUUCUUCCAAGAAGCUUAUGAGGAGGUCAUGACGAAGCAAGACUUUGGCAAAAUGUCAGAAGCAGAGGAUGAACUACCAAGCAGGUUCAAGACCGUAGAGGAAAAUCCGACCGUAACAUCUAAUACUGCAUUACAUGUCACAAGAUGGGACAGACAACAAAAUGUUGCAAGUUCAAAUGCAGGAAGAAGACCAAGAAGAUGAAAAAGCAAAUUCACUCAAGGUGGAGAAAUUAAUCAGGUGUCACUCGCAGGCAUCGAAUAUGGUAAAAAUUCACAACCAUAAAUUGCGGAUUAAGAGGGGGUGUCAAAAUACCUAAUCCACAAUUCUACAAUUAUCUCAAUAAUUCUACAAAACUCUAAAUGCAGCAGCCAACUACCCAACUACCUUUAAUAAUUAAACUAGAAAUACCCUACUCUACACGCCAGCUAGCUUGGCCUAAACACAACCACAUGUCAAAGCUGCCCACUUAAUUCAUUAUUGUGUCCAGAGCUUUCCUUAUGGUGGUGGAAACCUUGGGAUGGCAUUAUAAAUACAAAGCCUCAUUGAGGCAUGUAAGGUAGAGUGAGCUAGAGAGCAUAGGCUCCUCUCAAGGGUUAAGACAACAAACUUGCCUAAUCCGUUAUGGGAAAAUGUGAGCAGUGUUUGUGAGAGUAGAAGUAGAACAAUCAAGAGCAGCAACUCUAAUGUAAAGGACAACAAUUGCCUAGUUGUAUGAGAUAUUAGAAUUGAAAUAAUUCCUCUGAUAUUUUUUAUCCUAAACCCACUACAUAUUUCCGCUGUGCCCCAACACAAUUGACCCCGCAGAACACCAACAUGUUAGUGUUGUAUUACGCAAUGAAGUGAGUUGUGAUAUGUUUGUUUCUGUAUCUGUAUGCAUCUCUUGUCUUCCGUUUCCUUAGAAACUGCAAUAUGCUUUGCUGUUUGUGUUGAAGUUUAUAAUUGGAUCUUCCUGUCCAGCUUCAACAAUCAUUUUUCAUUGUUGAGAUGUUUAAAUACUCUCUGUGCCUGGUGCUGCUCCUUUUUACUUCUAGCUGUAUGAGGGACUGUUUCAUAUCUUUUUUUUUUGGUAGAAAAACUGUUUCAUAUCUUGAGCAUUGGCUUCACUUGCUUGUCUUGGUCUAAGAGAACAUGUGUCCUUAGGAUUUGAACUUCAUUUACCUAGAAAUGAUCGUUUUGCUCAAGUAUCCAUUCAGGCUUGCUUUGUGUUUUUUACCAUUCUUCUCCACAUGCCUAGUUAAGCUAAUAAUAAUAUUAGGCUGGUUGGCCGUGGCAACAAAUUGUUUUCAGCCCUGGUCCGGGGAGAGGGGGGGGGGGGGGGGAGUUUAUGUCAUUUAUAGAUUGUGGGUGUGGGCCUAAGUAUAGGGGUGUUCAAAUGGUUACCAUGGUUAUAACCAAAUCAAACAAGGCUAAAUUCCAUUAAUCAUUGAAUACAAUAUCAUAACCAAACCGUCCAAACUAAUACAACAACCAAAUUAACCAAACUAAAGUUUAAUCGGUUUGGUUAAUUGGUUAACCAGAUUAACCAAUAUAAAAUCACAUUAUCAUUGACGAUGAAAAAUUUUCGGUUAAUGCAACAAUUCACAAUUUAUAUAAUGAAUAAAACAUAACAAUCAACAAGUAGUUAUAGUUGACCCUUAACAAAAAUACAUGCAAUUA